GGCUUGAUGAACUAGUUCUGGCCUAGCUGUAGCACAUCGGAGCUGAGAAAACAUGCCUUUGUCAGGCGGUUUUGUGUGUCUUCCAAGUUCUGUGUCUUUUCUAGCCGCAGCCACUUACCCGAUACCUACUGUAGGUACAGCGGUACAGUUGCAGUAGUGCACCUAUAUAGAGGCUAUGGUAGGGCUUACUUACUGUACCUAGGUUAGGUAAUUAGGUACCUACAGCGAUAAUCUUAGCAGGCAAGGUACCUACAGUGCCAGGUAAUAGAUGGCGGGGUAGUUUGAUUUUUGUCAUCAUGCAAAACGCAUGAGCCAGUCGAGCCAGUCUUCUUCGAUCGCCAACCUCGGAUCCCUGCUACACUUCAAUCCGGGAGAAAGGGAAACAAAAAAAAAAGAGGAGAGAGAGGGGAAAGAGACACUACGCGGAAUAUCGAGAAAGAAAAAAAAGAAAAAAAAGAGCCUAAAUACCUCCAUUGCAUUCCACCAUGGCGGCCGACACUGCCACCCACCAAUUUCCCCUCCCUGCGAUCCUCGAAUACCCCUCCUCCACCCCACCAGAGCUCAUCACGCAAGGUGCAGAGGGCCGCUUAUACAAAUCGACAUAUCUUCUGCCCUCGAUUCCGUGUGCUGUCAAAUACCGGCCGCCGAAACCGUGGCGGCAUCCUCUCCUCGAUGCACGGUUGACACGUCACCGCAUCCUGUCCGAAGCCCGUAACCUCGCGAAAUGCCGCCGUGAAGGCGUCCCUGUCCCCGCCGUCUACGCCAUCGACGAGAGUGCAGGAUGGCUCAUGAUGGAAUGGGUUGCCGGAGGCCCUGUGCGCGCCGCUAUAAAUGAGUGGCUGCGUCGACGGCGUGAUGCUGAACGCGCCGAAGGCAGGGCGGGUGAUGCGAUGGUUGAGGGCACCGGCGAGGCGGAUGCAGAUCUAGUCGCUUUGCUGCGACGAAUAGUCACAGCUAUAGGACGCAUGCACAAAGUCGGCAUCGUACACGGAGAUUUGACAACAAGCAAUAUGAUGUUGACGCCAUGGGAAAGAGGCAAGGAGCCUGCGAAUGGACACAGCGUGGAAGGUGACGGGUUGUUGGAAGGCGACAUUGUCAUCAUUGACUUUGGUCUUGCUAGUCAAAGUGUGUCUCACGAAGACCGAGCCGUGGAUCUCUACGUGUUGGAGAGAGCGUUUUCCAGCACACAUCCCCGGGCAGAAAAGCUCUUCACUGCUAUGCUUGAAAGCGCGUACAAGGAGACGUUCAAAGAAGCGCCCAUAGUGCUUAGGAAACUAGAAGACGUACGCAUGCGAGGUCGGAAGAGAAGCAUGAUAGGCUAAUUAGGUUGAUUCUGAUAAACCUCCAAGAUGCGAAGUCAACAGUCAAUCGUGAUGAGAUAUCGCAAUGCGAUAUCGUAACGUGCAUUUUCAUUCCGUGAUCCUAAAAUUAGGGACUUAAAAA
Xylaria bambusicola is the source of this 1443-nucleotide messenger RNA. RefSeq names its product tyrosine protein kinase. Gene Ontology annotation, cellular component: cytosol; nucleus; EKC/KEOPS complex. Gene Ontology annotation, molecular function: protein serine/threonine kinase activity; ATP binding. The transcript has a single exon. Gene Ontology annotation, biological process: protein phosphorylation. Bases 486 to 1322 code for a protein of 278 amino acids. The record is from RefSeq and is a predicted model, not a curated record. NCBI's taxonomy places the organism in Eukaryota, Fungi, Ascomycota, Sordariomycetes, Xylariales, Xylariaceae.